UUUGAUUUUAAGCCUAUGAAAUCUCCAUCUUCUCUCUCUUCUUCUUCUUCUUCUUCUCUCUCUUUCUGUCUCUUUUCCCCGUUUGCUCCGCCCUGUCGGUAAUCUGAGUAAAGAUGAUGACUCGUGUCAAUGUUCCUAAAGGGGCCUUGUCAAAUUGAAACAAUAGCUCUGCAGACUUCGGAUUCCGCCCUGAAUACUUUUUAUCGGCUUCGGACCGGUAACUGGCUGAGUCCAAGAAUACCUCCUCCCUCGCAUUCGCCGCGGCAAGGGAAGAAAGAGAGAGAGAGAGAGAGAGUCUCUCCAUGACAGAACACUCGCUCUGGAGCCAUCUGCCAUUGUUGGUGAGGUCUAACUCCAAGGACUCCGUCGAAUUCAUCCUCCAGACCCUCUGGAAGACACGCAAGACGGGGCUGGACCCCUAUGACAGGGAAACCAUUAGAGGCGUUCUCCAACUCUCAAACGACGCCGAACUCGACCCGCUAUUGGUAUGCCUUCGUACCUUGAUCCGCAAGUGUGUACAUGGAAAUUGCAAAAGAGAUGAGGUCCAGAAUCUUUUCCCUCCUGAAGUCUCACCUGAAAUACGAAGAUUACUUACCAUUUUACUACAGAAGUUUCAGAUAGAAUGGCAAGAGGAUGCACGUGAUGACAAGGUUUCUCUGCCUCGUCUGAAGGCCAUGUCGUGGAACAUGGCCAAUCAAAAUGAUGAGCGUGUAGAUCAUGCUGCUAUCAUCAAUUUGAAGCUUCAAGACGAUACCCAGUCAGUUUCUGGUGAAGUGAAUGUCAAUUUUCAAAUAACAAAAGACACCCUGGAGACAAUGUUGAAGUCAAUGUAUUAUAUAAGGGACCAGUUGUCAAAUGUAGUAUCUCACUGGGUGAGGCAUCAAGCAGACAGCUACAGACCAAUGGACAGCAGAAAGAUGUUUGAAGAUUUGCUUGUGAGGCAAAGUCUUUGUCAUUUGAAUGUGAUCCUGAACUUGGAUCCAGUAAUAUACCCUCAGUGGAGUUGCCUAAAAGCUCGGGCCCCAACUCAAAAUCCCAGUUUACCAGCAGGCUGUGUUCUGCACACAAUAAAAUCAGUAAGAACCAAACUGUUUACUUUUGACAGCAUUAGUUGUUUCUUUUUGCUUAUCUGUUCUCUGUCAGAUUACAGAAUGAUCUCCUUUGUGUGAGAUUCCAGACUAAGGGAAUUUAACAUGAUCAGCCAAAACAUAUUGUCGUAGCAUCAAUUAAACACUUUUACAUUGGUUCUGCUGAUUCAUACGAGCUUCUCUCUAACACUUUUG
This is a messenger RNA of Nymphaea colorata (pocket water lily), 1283 nucleotides long. RefSeq names its product protein FAR1-RELATED SEQUENCE 3-like. The coding region runs from base 303 to 1169 and encodes 288 amino acids. The transcript is spliced from 7 exons. Lineage: Eukaryota; Viridiplantae; Streptophyta; Magnoliopsida; Nymphaeales; Nymphaeaceae. The record is from RefSeq and is a predicted model, not a curated record.